UCGGCCCCACAGCUCCUCUCUGAUUGGUCGAUGUUCGAACUCUCCAUUCACACCCUCCUGGUUUCACUCCGGAUCUUUCCUGAGAGAGUCCAGACUCCAGAACCUGCAGGAUCCCGUCAGACCACAAGCUCCGACAUGGCCAGCUGUUCAGGAUGUGGACCAGGAUACCGCAGCCCACUGGACGCCAUGAAGGGUCCUCGGGAGCAGAUCGUCUACCUGCCCUGUAUCUACCGCAGCACUGACGUCCUCAAACCAGACUACCUGGCUACUGUGGACGUGGACCCAGAGUCCACCACCUUCUGUCAGGUGAUCCACCGGCUGCCGAUGCCUAACCUCAAGGACGAGCUGCACCACUCGGGGUGGAACGCCUGCAGCAGCUGCUUCGGAGAUGCCACCAAGAGCCGGAACCGUCUGAUCCUGCCGUCGCUCAUCUCCUCCAGGAUCUACGUUGUCGACGUAGGGACGGAUCCCAGAGCGCCGCGGUUACACAAGAUGGUCGAACCUGUGGAUCUGUACUGGAAGUGUAACCUGGCGAACCCUCACACUUCUCACUGUCUGGCCAACGGUCAGAUCAUGAUCAGCUGCUUGGGAGACCCGUCCGGCGACGGCAAGGGUGGUUUCGUUCUGCUGGACGGUGAGACAUUUGAGGUGGUCGGUAAUUGGGAGCACCCGGGCGAGGCAGCACCCUUUGGGUACGACUUCUGGUACCAGCCUCGACACAAUGUGAUGAUCAGCACCGAAUGGGGGGCACCCAAAGCUCUGGCUGGUGGUUUUAAUCCUGCCCAUGUCAAGGAGGGUCAGUAUGGCAGCUCCCUCCAUGUCUGGGACUGGACCACCCACAGGAAGCUGCAGACGCUCGAUCUGGGCGAAGAGGGUGCUAUUCCUCUUGAGGUUAGAUUCCUCCAUGACCCCGACGCCACAGAGGGCUACGUGGGAUGUGCUCUGCAAUCGAAUGUCUUCAGAUUCUUCAAAACACCAGAUGGAGAGUGGAGCUCAGAGAAAGUGAUCAGUGUCCCCAGUAAGAAGGUGGAGGGAUGGGCACUGCCUGAGAUGCCUGGUCUGAUCACUGACAUCCUGAUCUCACUGGACGACCGUUUCCUCUACUUCAGUAAUUGGCUGCACGGUGACAUCAGACAGUAUGACAUCACAGACAGGAAGAACCCUCGAUUGGUCGGCCAGGUGUUUCUGGGAGGAAGUAUCGUCAGUGAUGGACCAGUGAGAGUCCUGGACCCCGAGAACCCUCAGCCCCGCCCCCUGGUCAUCAAGGGGCGGCGUGUCAGUGGAGGUCCUCAGAUGUUACAGUUGAGUUUGGACGGACGAAGACUUUAUGUGACGACGUCGUUGUUCAGCAAUUGGGACAAACAGUUCUACCCAGACAUGAUCAAAGAGGGCUCGGUGAUGAUGCAGAUCCACGUGAACUCAGUGAGCGGAGGUUUGACCCUCAACAACAACUUCCUGGUGGAUUUCGGUAAAGAACCCGACGGUCCAGUUCUGGCCCACGAGCUGAGGUAUCCAGGAGGAGACUGUACGUCGGACAUCUGGGUGUGAUGUCGUCACAUCCGCCUGUGUAUGAACACACACAGUGUGAGGGGUGGAGGUGUAUGAACAGACACAGGGUAAGGGGUGGAGGUGUAUGAACAGACACAGGGUGAGGGGUGGAGGUGUAUGAACACAUACUGAACACACAGGGCGAGGGGUGCAGGUGUAUGAACAGACACAGGGUGAGGGGUGGAGGUGUAUGAACACAUACUGAACACACAGGGCGAGGGGUGCAGGUGUAUGAACAGACACAGGGUGAGGGGUGGAGGUGUAUGAACACAUACUGAACACACAGGGUGAGGGGUGGAGUUGUACGGACACACCCAGGGUGAGGGGUGGAGGUGUAUGAAGACAUACAGGGUGAGGGUUUCAGGUGAGUCUAUACAGAGGUCAUCAGUGAGGUUCCAGAAGUGAAAAUCCCAUGUCCAUAUUCUCCAUUGACAUUUUGUCGACUCACCACGAGGUGAGGUUGUGAAACGAUGGAACAUGAACCUGUAGAUGUCACAAGUCCGUAUGAAAUCAACCUUGUCUUAAGAAAAACAUGUUUUGUUCACAAUGUCACUGUGAAAUACUACACUACCCACAAUCCUACAGUGUAACAUCCACGUCUCUGAUUGGUGGAAACUCUUACUACACCCGCCAACUUCAUGUGGGUCGAGUGAUGCUGUGUUCCAUUGUACUCGGGCGUCGGGGGGCGUUCCAUUAAACCUCAGAAGAAUAUUCAGAAAUCAGAGGGUCAGAGGAACCACCAACCCCGACUUCGGAACUCUGAGUUCCGAGAUGUAAGUGAACGCAGCAUGAGUUACCGGUUCCUGCUGCUGCCACUGAACUCUACGGUGGUUAUACACUUUAUACGCUCUCAACACACUAGACUCUGAUCAAUUAUAUAAACUCUACAGUGAUGAUGGCGAUGAUGAUGAAGGUUAAAAUCAAGGAGAAGAUCAACUGUGGUUGAAAGUCGUUCACAAUGCAUUAUGGGAUGAGUAGUUCUCUUCGCAGUCUUGUACCUUUGACUUUUCUUCUAUUUACCAAUAAUUUUUUGCUCCAAAUAAACAAAAUGUUUUAUGGUGAAGACUCAUCUCGUACUUGAUCGUCUUGGUUCACGAUUAAAACCCUUUUGUAUAAAGAUUAUAUCAAACGUCAAUGGAGAAAUUCACUUCUGGAACUCCAGCUGUUCAAAAAGUGGGCGGGAUCACGGUUGCGCUCUUUAGCCCAGUUCUCUCUCUCCAUCCUACUCCAGCAGCUGUUUGUUUGUUCAUCUGUGAUAUUAUUUUCAAAUAAACUGAAUCAGAAAACCUUC
Messenger RNA from Scophthalmus maximus (turbot), 2839 nucleotides. RefSeq names its product selenium binding protein 1 (gene selenbp1). The transcript is spliced from 12 exons. The record is from RefSeq and is a predicted model, not a curated record. Gene Ontology annotation, molecular function: selenium binding; protein binding. Lineage: Eukaryota; Metazoa; Chordata; Actinopteri; Pleuronectiformes; Scophthalmidae. The coding region runs from base 31 to 1548 and encodes 505 amino acids.